Molecule: messenger RNA, 699 nt
Organism: Botrytis fragariae
Lineage: Eukaryota; Fungi; Ascomycota; Leotiomycetes; Helotiales; Sclerotiniaceae
Exons: 4
Coding region: 1-699 (232 amino acids)
Source: RefSeq, a predicted model, not a curated record
AUGGAUCUCCCUACAUUCACACCCGAAUUUAUCCAGCUUCGAAACAAGCAUCGCAUUGGAAGCGAUUCUUACCAUUCCUCAAUGUUCUGGGAGAAAGCCAUUCCAAGACUUGCUCGUCACAAGAUGUCGGGCUUGGACCAAAAGGCUGUCACAGACAGAUAUCAAGCAAAGUGUGAAGAGUAUUAUGGAGAUACUGUUAACAACAACUACUUCAUGUAUUGUUGGGAUAAAUCCAUCUCGGAUUAUUUCUUUCCCGAGGAAAGCUUUGUCGGAUCAGAUCCUGAUCCAAUUUAUUCCGAAGUCUUCGCGCAAUACUUCAAUGAGCAGGCGCAGGUCAGAGACGAAAUGAAUGAAUGUGGCGUUCAUGUAGCAGAACAAGUUGGUGUCUUGAUGAGCCUUAGCAAGGUUUAUAACAAUCAACUUCAACUUGCACGCAGACCCGUGAGACAUUUACCCAGCAGGGCUGCAAUGAAUUUUGACAGUGCAGGUAGUCAGAAUGGCCCUCCGAGACCGAAUCCUCAAGGCAGUAUUCCUGAGUGUAUUACCACGGAGAAUUUUGAUACCGAGUCUCCUAAGCUGAAGAGACGCAUGGAAAAGGCGGUCACCAAACUUUUGUAUGAGGAUUUAGACAGAGAUUGGGUCAUGGUCAAGGACAAUCGAGAUGAUGAUUGGGUUGUGGUGGAAAGAGAAGCAAGAUGA